AUGGUAGUUCAGAUCGCAUAUAGGCUCGGUGGAAACCGUCCAAGUCUCGGCAAGGAAGUUGGGAAUAGACAGGGUCGCCAUAUCUCCAUGGUUAAAUCUGCCCUGCAUGUUCCCGCAGCUGUGGCGGCGCCACUAGCCCCGGCUGGCCGCGGCAAGACAAGCGGUCGGGGUCGGGCUUUUGAACUAUUUCCCCGAUCGGGAAACUCCGUGUUCACGAGGAGUGGCUCAAGGUCCCCGACGUUAGCAGUCGCUCCCAAAAACUCACCAGGGCGUCGCCGAGGCGCGCCGAUGCGAGCGGGCAGGGUGCCAGGCCGACAGCGUCGAGGCGCUCGAGCACAACGACGUGCUCAUAUGGACCGAAAAGGAGGCGGGCGGCAACCCAUCGUUCGGCUGACCCUGUCUUUCGCCGUCACCCACACGACCACGGACUUGUUAGCCCAAGUGAUGGCUCGCCUGGCCGCCGCCUGUGAACUGAUCGAGCCGCUACGCAAGGAGGCCGUCGAGGUCUUCGGGGCAGAGGGGUGGAGCAAGCAGUCCCUCUACAAGCUGAAGCUCAUGGACAGUGCCCUCAAGGAGACGCAACGGGUGAAGCCCAUUAACAACUUGGCAAUGCAGCGCUUCGUCCUUCAGAAUACGGAUAUUCAAGGCGGUAUCAAGCUGCACAGAGGGGGCCGGCUUGCGCUUAACGCCAAGUUGACCCUCAUGAACCCGCAGACGUAUCCGGAGCCGGAAAAGUUCGACAUCUACCGCUUCUACCGCAUCCGCGGGAACGCCGAGGCCAGGGCCGAGGCAAAGGCCCAGCUCGUGUCGACGUCGCCCGAUUUCGUGGCGCCCUUUGGCUACGGCAAGCACGCGUGCCCGGGCCGCUUCUUCGCCGCGGCCGAGAUCAAGAUCAUACUGGUAUACAUGCUGGUCAACUACGACUGGAAGAUGGCCGACAGCGUCCCGGCCGUGCCCAACAUUUGGUUGGGAACUGACUGCGUGCUCAGGCCCGGCACCAAGCUGCUGUGCAAGAGCCGCACGCCUGAGAUCAAUCUCGACUCGCUUGAGUUCAACGAGGCUAGUGUUGAGGAGUAG
Molecule: messenger RNA, 1077 nt
Organism: Gaeumannomyces tritici R3-111a-1
Lineage: Eukaryota; Fungi; Ascomycota; Sordariomycetes; Magnaporthales; Magnaporthaceae
Exons: 3
Coding region: 1-1077 (358 amino acids)
Molecular function (GO): heme binding; iron ion binding; monooxygenase activity
Source: RefSeq, a predicted model, not a curated record